AUGUUGCGCUCAUCCAUGGGACUGGGCAAGGCCCGAGUUCCAGCUUUGCGCCAACCACUUUCGAACCGUUUCGUGAAGUCCAACUCAGCGAUCAAUGUUGCUCGUACAACAAGAGCGAACUCCACCGUCACAAACCUCGACAACUUCCCCGCGAUCGGCGAGAAACUUCACGGAUUCACUGUUCGCGAGAAGAAGCAUGUCCCGGAGCUCCACCUCACAGCGGUCCGACUGACUCAUGACAAGACCGACGCCGACUACUUGCAUGUGGCUAGAGAUGACAAGAACAACGUUUUUGGUAUCGGUUUCAAGACCAACCCGCCCGAUGCGACAGGCGUGCCCCAUAUUCUUGAACACACUACAUUAUGUGGAAGCGAAAAAUAUCCUAUUCGCGACCCUUUCUUCAAGAUGCUCCCGAGAUCGCUUUCGAAUUUCAUGAAUGCCUUCACCUCCUCUGAUCACACCACCUACCCUUUCGCUACAACCAACCCCCAGGAUUUCCAAAACCUUUUAUCUGUGUAUCUCGACGCCACGUUGCACCCUCUUCUCAAAAAAGAUGAUUUCCGUCAGGAAGGAUGGCGAUUGGGCCCCGAGGAUCCUCGCGCUCUGCUGGCCGAUCCCGACCAGAAGGCUAAGUUGGAGGACAUUGUAUUCAAAGGCGUCGUCUACAACGAGAUGAAGGGUCAGAUGUCUGAUGCCAACUACUUGUAUUACAUUCAGUUCAAGGAGAGCAUCUUCCCGGCGAUGAACAACUCAGGAGGUGACCCAGAGUACAUCACGGAUCUUACCCAUGAACAGUUGACCGACUUCUCGAAGCGCAACUACCACCCAAGCAACUCCAAGAUCUUGACUUAUGGCGAUAUGCCUUUGGGAGGUCACUUGGAGCAGAUUGGUGCCGUUUUGGACGGGUUUGAACGGGGCCGGCCGGAUACUGAUCUGAAGCUACCUUUGGAUCUUAACAAGCCAGUGGAUGUGACCGUCUCUGGACCGAUCGAUACAUUUUCCAGUGAAGAUAAGCAGCAUAAGACAUCCACUUCCUGGUACAUGGGAGAUUCGACCGAUACUGUGGAGACAUUCUCUGUUGGAAUCAUCUCCUCUCUUUUCCUCGAUGGCUAUGGUUCACCCAUGUACCGGGCCCUCAUUGAGAGCGGCCUGGGAUCAUCUUUUACCCCCAACACUGGCUUGGAUGCAUCUGGCAAAGUCCCAAUUUUCUCAGUUGGUGUGACUGGCGUCGGUGCCGAGGAAGCAACCCAAGUCAAGCAGGUGAUCCAGAAUGUCUUCCAAGAAAGUGCUUCGGCUGGAUUCAGUGACGAGAAGGUGCGUGGGUUCCUGCAUCAGCUGGAACUUGCGCUGCGUCACAAGACCGCGAACUUCGGAAUUGGAGUUAUGCAGAAGACUAUUGCCUCUUGGUUCAAUGGUUCCAACCCAAUGAAGGACCUCGCCUGGAAUGAUGUUAUCGAGGAGUUCAAAAAGAGAUACGAGCAGCCCCGCUACCUGGAAUCUCUUGUGGAAAAGUAUCUCCUGAAUGAUCGUUCCAUGACCUUCACCAUGGUCGGCUCCCCAACAUUCAACAAGGAACUGGAUGACAAGGAGGCCAUUCGCAAGGAGUCGAAACUUGCUAAGCUCAUUGAGCAGCAUGGCUCAGUUGAGAAUGCUGUAGCCAAGCUGAGCGAAGAAGAGCUGCAGCUUUUGAAGGUGCAGGAAGAUGCCCAGAAUGCGGACUUGAGUUGCCUCCCGUCGGUGCGGGUAAAGGAUAUUUCCCGCGAAAAGGAGCGCAAGCUUGUGCGCGAGUCCAAGGUCGAUGAUGUGGAUGUUGUCUGGCGCGAGGCCCCUACGAACGGUCUGACCUACUUCCAGGCUGUCAAUACCUUUGAGGGUCUUCCCGCUGACCUUCGUCUCUUGAUGCCUUUGUUCAACGACUGUAUUAUGAGACUGGGUACUGCGAACAAGUCUAUGGAGGAAUGGGAGGAUCUGAUCAAAUUGAAGACCGGCGGCAUCUCGACCUCAGACUUCAACGUAUCAUCCGCAACCCAUUUGAAUCAAUUCAAGGAAGGCCUGGACUUCUCUGGAUAUGCUAUUGACAAGAACAUUCCUGAAAUGCUGGAAAUGCUUACUACCUUGGUCACCGAAACCAACUUUUCGAGCCCCUCGGCACCAGCAAUGAUCCAAGAGCUAUUGCGCUUGACCACAAACGGAGCUAUCGAUUCUGUUGCCGGAACUGGUCAUCGCUAUGCCGUUAAUGCCGCAGCUGCUAGUAUCUCGCCGAACCUCUGGGUGCAGGAGCAGCAGUCCGGUCUUGAGCAGCUGCAGGCCACUGCUAACCUUCUGCGCGACGCAGAAUCCUCCCCUGAGCGCCUCCAGGAGUUGAUUGAGAAGCUGCGUCUGAUCCAGUCAUUCGCGAUCUCAAAGAGCUCCAAUCUUCGCGUUCGUAUGGUUUGCGAGGCUGAAAGUGCUGCGCAAAAUGAGACCGUAUUGCAAAAGUGGAUGGCCGGUCUGCCCCGAGUCCGUUCGCCGCAGUCAACCGCCUCUACAGCUGGUUUCCAGCCAUUCGAGAAGGCAUUCUACGAUCUUCCAUACAAGGUCUAUUACUCCGGCCAAGUAUCCCAGACUGUGCCAUUUGUCGACCCCGCUAGCGCCCCACUCACAGUGAUGUCGCAGCUUCUCACCCACAACUACUUGCACCCUGAAAUCCGAGAGAAGGGUGGCGCUUAUGGCGCCGGAGCCAGCAACGGCCCUCUUAAGGGUAUCUUCACCUUCAUGAGUUACCGCGAUCCGAACCCCUUGAACACCCUGAAGGUCUUCAAGAACAGUGGUGCCUUUGCCAGAGACCGUGCCUGGUCUGAGCGUGAGAUCGAAGAGGCCAAGCUUGGUAUCUUCCAAGGCCUCGACGCCCCAGUCAGUGUCGAUAGCGAGGGAUCCCGCUACUUCAUGAGCGGCGUCACCCACGAGAUGGACCAGCGCUGGCGAGAGCAAGUCCUUGACGUGACCGCCAAGGAUGUGAACGAAGUCGCUGAUCGAUUCCUGGUUAACGGUUCUCGCAGCGCAACCUGCGUACUUGGCGAGAAGAAGGAUUGGGCUGGCUCUGAAUGGGAUGUGCGCAAGCUAUCCAUGGGCCAACAAGAAGCCUCUCAAUAG
This is a messenger RNA of Penicillium pulvis, 3132 nucleotides long. RefSeq names its product pitrilysin family metalloprotease cym1 (gene cym1). Gene Ontology annotation, molecular function: metal ion binding. The transcript is spliced from 2 exons. The coding region runs from base 1 to 3132 and encodes 1043 amino acids. Gene Ontology annotation, biological process: protein processing. Gene Ontology annotation, cellular component: mitochondrial matrix. Lineage: Eukaryota; Fungi; Ascomycota; Eurotiomycetes; Eurotiales; Aspergillaceae. The record is from RefSeq and is a predicted model, not a curated record.